AUGACAGUAAGAUACACUAAUUUUCGACAUCGUCGUGAUAGCCUUGCUACGACCCUUGCUUAUGGUCUGGUAUUUGGUUUACCCAUCGCAUUUCUUUACGCCAAAUUCGGCAACGUCGACCAGAGACUAACAAUGUACAUGCCCAAUGAAGUUGCUGUGGAAAUUUUCUUGCGUCUACCGGUGAAGUCUACAUUGAGAUUCAGGUGUGUAUGCAAAAAGUGGUGCAAGUUUUUUAAACAUAAUUCUGAUUUCGUUAGCAAGCAACUUAAUCAUUCUAUUGAAAAGAAUAACUUUGCGCUACUUUUUACGAGAAAAGGUGAGAGGGGUGUCUUCGCUAUAGAUUAUGAUCCAUCCUCAUCAGGAUCUCAUGAGGUUGUUCAGAUUGAUUUCCCGUUCAAAGAUGAGAACCUCGAAAUUGUUGGUUCUUGUAAUGGUUUGUUACUCAUUAAAAUCGAUCCAUGGUUAAUUACUGGUUUAUGGAAUCCGGCUACUAAAGAAUAUAAACUAAUUCCCCGCAAUAAUAUAACACCAGUUGGAUUUAAAACAAUUAGCAACCGCGUAGACAGGCAUGGAUUUGGAUAUGAUCAAGAGAGCAAUGACUAUAAGUUGGUAACAAUUACGAGUCCUUGUAGUCAGAAAAUCACGGUUUCUGAAGUAGACGUCUACACAUUGAGUUCACAUUCAUGGAAAAGAAUUGACCACAUACCUUACAAAAUUAUGGGUGAACCACCGGGUGUCUUUGUGAAUGGCGCUUUACACUGGUUGGCGAAACCACGUCCAAUUACAUCAAAAAAUAAGUUCUCACAAGUAAUACUUUCUUUUAACAUGGCAAAAGAAGUAUUUACUGAAAUACCGCAUUUAGAGUAUUUUGAUGAUGGCAACAAGUUUAAACACAAGUGUAUCGAUGUUCUGGAAGGGUAUUUAGCAAUGCUCUGUAGCAAUUCCAAAGUUGGUUUUGAGGUAUGGGUGAUGAAUGAUUAUGGAAUCAGAGAGUCUUGGACCAAACGCUACAAUAUUUCUCUAAUGAAAGUUGAUUUUAUUCCAUCCUUUUGGUACUUGAGGCGCAUACAUUCAUUAAAAAAUGGGGAGAUCUUGUUAGAGAUUCAGUUAGAUGAUAAGUACAAGUAUGCAGCUAUGUUUUUUUAUGACCCAAAAUGUAAAAGAGUUAGAGCUGCAGAGGUUGAUUUGGGAAAGUACGACAGACGAUGGAGCAAAAUAGCAGGUGAUCAUCUAAAAUCAAGGUUUCAUACAGAAUCUUAG
Molecule: messenger RNA, 1260 nt
Organism: Papaver somniferum (opium poppy)
Lineage: Eukaryota; Viridiplantae; Streptophyta; Magnoliopsida; Ranunculales; Papaveraceae
Product: F-box protein CPR1-like
Exons: 2
Coding region: 1-1260 (419 amino acids)
Molecular function (GO): protein binding
Source: RefSeq, a predicted model, not a curated record